Messenger RNA from Indicator indicator, 3686 nucleotides. RefSeq names its product myotubularin related protein 3 (gene MTMR3). Gene Ontology annotation, molecular function: protein phosphatase binding; phosphatidylinositol-3,5-bisphosphate 3-phosphatase activity; metal ion binding. The transcript is spliced from 18 exons. The record is from RefSeq and is a predicted model, not a curated record. NCBI's taxonomy places the organism in Eukaryota, Metazoa, Chordata, Aves, Piciformes, Indicatoridae. Gene Ontology annotation, biological process: regulation of autophagy; dephosphorylation. Bases 27 to 3638 code for a protein of 1203 amino acids.
AUUCCUCCUCCCAUCCAGGGCCUGUCAUGGAUGAAGAGACUCAGCACAGCCUUGAAUGCAUCCAGGCUAACCAGAUUUUUCCCAGGAAGCAGCUGAUCCGAGAGGAUGAGAACCUCCAGGUCCCCUUCAUCGAACUCCACGGAGAGAGCACGGAGUAUGUCGGCCGAGCAGAGGAUGCCAUCAUUGCACUUUCGAAUUACAGGCUGCACAUCAAAUUCAAGGAGUCUGUCGUGAAUGUUCCAUUGCAGCUCAUAGAAAAUGUGGAGUGCCGUGAUAUCUUCCAGCUGCAUUUGACUUGCAAAGACUGCAAGGUUAUAAGGUGUCAGUUCUCAACUUUUGAGCAGUGCCAGGAGUGGCUGAAGCGGCUGAACAACGCCAUCCGCCCCCCCUCCAAGAUCGAAGACCUCUUCUCCUUUGCCUACCAUGCGUGGUGCAUGGAGGUCUAUGCUAGUGAAAAGGAGCAGCAUGGGGACUUGUGUCGGCCAGGAGAACAUGUGACUUCAAGGUUUAAGAACGAAGUGGAGCGGAUGGGCUUCGAUAUGAACAAUGCCUGGAGGAUUUCCAACAUCAAUGAGAAGUACAAGCUCUGUGGAAGUUACCCCCAGGAGAUCAUAGUUCCUGCCUGGAUCACGGAUAAGGAGCUGGAGAGCGUGGCAAGCUUUCGGUCCUGGAAGCGUAUCCCUGCUGUGGUCUACAGGCACCAGAGCAAUGGAGCAGUUAUCUCCCGCUGUGGACAGCCCGAGGUCAGUUGGUGGGGCUGGAGGAAUGCAGAUGAUGAACACCUUGUCCAGUCUGUAGCCAAAGCCUGUGCCUCAGAUUCAAGGUCCAACAGCAGCAAGUUAAUGAAUGGAAAUUGUUCCAGGGAUUUCUCCAAUGGAGAAGACCUCUCUGAUGUGGAAUUUGAUUCCUCCAUUUCCAACGCUUCAGGAGCAGAGAGUUUGGCAAUUCAGCCUCAGAAGCUUUUGAUCCUGGACGCGCGGUCGUACGCAGCAGCUGUGGCCAACAGAGCCAAAGGUGGAGGCUGUGAGUGCCCAGAGUAUUACCCCAACUGUGAGGUGGUGUUCAUGGGGAUGGCCAACAUCCAUUCCAUCCGGAAGAGCUUCCAGUCGCUGCGUUUGCUCUGCACUCAGAUGCCAGACCCAGGAAAUUGGCUGUCUGCUCUGGAAAGCACCAAGUGGCUGCAGCACUUGUCUGUGCUCCUGAAAUCUGCUCUCCUCGUGGUUCAUGCUGUGGACCGAGACCAGCGCCCAGUCUUGGUGCACUGCUCCGAUGGCUGGGACCGAACCCCCCAGAUAGUGGCACUUGCCAAGCUGCUGCUCGACCCCUAUUACAGGACCACAGAGGGUUUCCAGGUGCUAGUGGAGACGGAGUGGCUGGAUUUUGGCCACAAGUUUGCCGAUCGCUGUGGCCAUGGUGAGAACUCGGAUGACCUGAAUGAGCGCUGCCCAGUGUUUUUACAGUGGCUGGACUGCGUCCAUCAGCUCCAGAGGCAGUUCCCUUGCUCUUUCGAGUUUAACGAAGCAUUCCUUGUGAAAUUGGUGCAGCACACCUACUCCUGCCUCUUUGGUACAUUCCUGUGCAACAAUGCGAAAGAGAGAGGAGAAAAACACACUCAGGAACGGACCUGCUCUGUCUGGUCUUUGCUGCGGGCAGCAAACAAAGCCUUCAAAAACCUGCUCUACUCCUCCCAGUCGGAAUCUGUGCUGUACCCUGUGUGCCAUGUGCGGAACCUCAUGCUCUGGAGUGCUGUCUACCUGCCCUGCUCCUCCCCCUCCACCCCUGCCGACGACACCUGUGCCCCCUACCCUGUGCCAGGCUCUAGCCCUGAAGAUCAGCCUCUGGGCAGGUUACCAAAGACAAGGUCGUUUGACAAUCUGACAACUGCCUGUGACAGCAGCGUGCCUACCGCCAACCGCCGCAGCAGCGACCCCAGCCUCAACGAGAAGUGGCAGGAGCACCGGCGGUCCCUGGAGCUCAGCAGCCUGGGCACUGCUGGGGAUGACCCCUUCGAGGGAGACAGCCUGGGCAAGCAGGGCAGGGCCCCCCUGGGAGCAGAGCUGUCUGUGGCUGCCUGCGUGGCAGAGGGGCAGAUGGAGAACAUUUUGCAAGAGGCCACUAAAGAUGACGUUGGUCUGGAGGAGCACUUGAGGGGUAACCUAGAGACAAUAGGUAAAGGGGAUGAGGUUGCCUUGGAGAAGGAGAAGAGAGCUGAAAACUUCCAUGGGUAUGUCAAUGACCUCUGUGAAAAGGCUGAGGUGAAUAAAGGUGUCGCGAUGAACAAUCCAGCAUCCAAUCCACAUCCAGUCUCACAAGGUGCUUCUGAGCUUAAAGGACAAGAGGAGGAGCUUGCUGACCUCAGUAACGCUGUCCAGAAGCUACCUCAGGUGAAAGGACUCCAGCCUAUUCCUUUGGAGAGCUUUGUAAAUAGAGAUGCCCAGGUGAGCGCAGAGGAGGACGGCCCUGGCAAGCUUCAAGGAGAAGCAGAGAGCCUGCACAGCACAGGGCAGGCCAGCCUGCCCUUACCUAUCACAAUCCCACACGAGACAAGAACAUCCAACAUUGAAAGCUCCACAGAAACCUUAACAGAGAACGAAUCAAAGCAGGAGCCCCUUCCCAAGGGUCCUUGCCACAGACCUCACCCAAUCAACAACAGCGCGGAGGAACGCGCUUGGCCCACGGCAGCCAGGCCAGAGUGGGAGAGCAUGGUAGAGCUCCAGAAACUGGGAACAAGAGCACACAGGACUUCUGGUAGCAGCACCACACACAUCCUGAUGCCUUCCCCUUGUGCCUUGCCUUUAGCUGAAUGUAAAGAUGAGAUUGUGUGCAAUGGGGAGCUGGAGCCCGAGAACAAGGUGGCAGAGAAGCCCGCGGGGUUUGGUAGCUCCCAGAAGUACCACACCACCAACGGCCACUGCCUGAACGGGGAGGAGGGCAGGCUGAAGGCCUCGCUUAGCCGCCAGGUCUCCACGGCCAGCUGCAGCUCCACACAGUUCCACUUGAGGAACCUGCACCAGAAGUGGGUGUUGGGUCAGCUGGGGAAGCAGCAGGCAGCGAGCAGCCCGGACCAACCUGCCAGGAGCCACCUGGACGACGACGGGAUGCCCGUCUACACCGAUGUCAUCCAGCAGCGCCUGCGCCAGAUCGAGACCGGCCAUCAGCAGGAGGUGGAGACCUUGAAGAAGCAAGUGCAGGAGCUGAAGAGCCGCUUGGAGAGCCAGUUCCUCAACAGCUCCCUGCGCCUCAAUGGUGAUUAUGGAGAUGAAGUGACUUCUAUACCCGACUCGGAAAGCAAUCUGGAUCAGAACUGCUUGUCUCGCUGCAGCACAGAGAUUUUCUCUGAAGCCAGCUGGGAGCAGGUGGAUAAACAGGACACAGAGGUGACACGAUGGCUUCCAGACCACCUGGCUGCACACUGCUAUGGCUGUGACAGCGCCUUCUGGCUCGCCAGCAGGAAGCACCACUGCAGGAAUUGUGGCAACGUGUUCUGCUCCAGCUGCUGUAACCAGAAGGUGCCUGUUCCCAGCCAGCAGCUCUUUGAACCCAGCAGAGUCUGCAAAUCGUGCUACAGCAGCUUGCACCCCAGCAGCUCCAGCCUUGAUCUCGAACUGGACAAGCCCAUCACUGCCACAUCUAAUUAGAGCCCCGUGCUGGGAGCGGCGGGGGAGCAGCCGUGCCGGUGCCCAUGC